AUGCCAAUGACCACAAUUCAAGAGGUGGAGGUUUUUGACAUGUGGGGGAUCGACUUCAUAGGGCCAUUUGUCAGCUCGUACGGUAACAAGUACAUAUUAGUAGCAGUUGACUACAUCUCCAAGUGGCUCGAAACACUGGCUCUACCGCCCAAAGAUGCGAAAGGGGUAACAGGCUUUCUAAAGAAGAACAUUUUCACAUGUUUUGGCACCCCGAGAGCUAUACUCAGUGAUGGCGGAACCCAUUUCUACAAUAGAGCAUUCGCACGGCUGUUGGAAAAGUAUGAAGUUCAUCAUAAAGUGACCACCCAGUACCACCCACAGUCGAGCGGGCAAGUUGAAGUGUCCAACAGGGAGAUUAAAAAUGUCCUUGCAAACACAGUGAAUGCAACAAGGACUGAUUGGGCAUGCCACCUUCCGGUUGAACACAAACAUAAAGCACUUUGGGCACUGCGGCAGUUGAACUUGGACAUGGAGACAGCAGGCACUAACAGAGUCACUGGGUUACAUGAGCUAGAGGAAUUCAGGAAUAGACGCAACACAGGGUCCUCCACUAGCGGACCGGGCAGCUCUUUAAGAGCUAGGGGUCAAGCUAGUACGACACAGUUUGAGCGCACUAGGUUUGUCUCCAAACUGGAGCAGGAAAUGGCUGGUCUCCACACUUCUGUCACGGACAUGGGCACCCGAGUUGAUACUCUGGCCACUCAACAGGCCUAG
Molecule: messenger RNA, 714 nt
Organism: Nicotiana attenuata
Lineage: Eukaryota; Viridiplantae; Streptophyta; Magnoliopsida; Solanales; Solanaceae
Exons: 3
Coding region: 1-714 (237 amino acids)
Biological process (GO): DNA integration
Molecular function (GO): nucleic acid binding
Source: RefSeq, a predicted model, not a curated record